AUCACUAGCCCAGAAAGCUCACAUCAGCCUUGGCCGCUCAUGGUUGGUGGCCCCAUCGCGGCAGCUAUUGUGCGGGCUGUGGUUGGGAAGGAGGAUUGCACGCAUGGCAUGCGGCAGUGAAGAGAAAUUGUGCGCAUUGGGCAACCGCCUGUUAUCAACCAUCACUGUCCAUGUAGCAUGGAGACCACCUUCGUCUAGCAGAAGUGUCGAAAUAGCACGUGACACGCCGAGCAGGCCUGGAGACAAUGGUGCACACUCAACACGAAGCAUUUCUACACAAUGGAUUGGAAGGCCGUGCAGGUUCUGGCGGAUGUGCACAAUGACAACAUUGCCAACGCAAUGGCAAGGUUUUUCAUGUCGCUACGUGAGAGCUUUUGACAUAUCUAUACGACUCUACGGCAUUAACACACGGAUUUUUCGGAGUAAGUCCGCCAUCGAGCAACGCUCCAGCAUGCAUGAGCCCUCGCUCGGUGUGCGUUCCUUGCCCAGAUGGACAAUCCUUCUCCAUGAGCGCAGAGUGCUCCUAGCAUACACGUCCAGGAUAUAUCCGACGACCGAAGAGACUCACCGAACCGUACGAUUAAUACCAGUCCGUCGCCGCCACUCCCUGUCCCUGCGGCUCUACACACCCUCAACGAGCUUUGCCUUCGCAGCAGCGUGACGGACAGUGUGGGCGUGAAGGUGCCGCAGCAGAAUGGAAUUGUCUGUACUGACCGCCUUGACGCUUAAAAUGGCCUCUCCAACCACCCGUCCUCUCGUUC
Baudoinia panamericana UAMH 10762 is the source of this 761-nucleotide messenger RNA. RefSeq lists its product as uncharacterized. Bases 104 to 661 code for a protein of 185 amino acids. Lineage: Eukaryota; Fungi; Ascomycota; Dothideomycetes; Mycosphaerellales; Teratosphaeriaceae. The transcript has 2 exons. The record is from RefSeq and is a predicted model, not a curated record.